GCAGCAAACAACCGUAGUGUAUUCUAGUGUCAAGGGCAUUAACGGAUGAUGAAAAAAAAACGUAGCUAUCUAAUCCGAACGCCGGCGGCCAUGUACUGUACCGACCGACACGCUCCCGACUCCCGUUCCGACAUGCUGGGAUGGGACCGACAUACCUAUUUAUAAGUUCCAGAAAUCUCAGACGAAAUUCCUGUGUUAGUGCAGAGGGGCACGCGCGCGCGCCGUCGCGUCUGCACCACUGUUCCAUCGUUACCGUGAAAAUUAUGACAACUGACAAUCUAGUGUGAGCAGUGAUACAAGUUGAUAAAAGUGGAUCGUGUGAAUAAGGAGACUUUACUGCACACGCACACUCUAAUAUCUCACAAUGCCGAUCGGGAACGUGAGCAGGGAGGCGCCAAAGAGGGACAACUAUAGGCCUCCCUGGGUGAAAGACAAGGAUGCUGACGCUCCCCCGUCAUGGAUGCAGAAGAGGUUAAAGCCAGUAGAUGCGCCUAAGACUGUGGUCAGCGAUGAAGCACCAGCGCCAGCGUCUACAACCGCUGCUAAACCAUUGAAGCCCGUUUUAAAGAAACAGUCUACUAUAAGGGGAAAAGCAGAAAACGGAGUAAAUGACAAGUCAGAACCCGUGGAAGAAAAGCUAGUUAAGCCUUCUGCAGCCAAGCAAGCUGACAAAGCAUCCAGACCGCCUGAUGAAAAGCCAAGAUUCACUAAGUCAUCCCUUAAAUCAGUUGAUAAAUUGAAAGAAGAUAAACCAAAUGACAAAGUACCAGAAAAGCCAACACUUAGAACUGUAAGAACUAUAGAUGACAAAGCCAAAGAAAAAUCUGUAACUAUAGUAGAUAGAAAGACAGCUGACAAAAAUGGUACAACAAAGACAAAUAAUAUUAUCAAUAAUAAAGUUAAUGAAAAAUUGAAUGAUAAAUCAAGUGAUAAGGUGGUCACAAAUAAUAAAGAAAUUAAAACAGCUUCUAAGACAUCGAACAAUUCGAAGGCACCUGAACCUGCCAAGGUGCCCGAAUCUAAAACACCUGCAUCUUCCAAAGCAGCUAUAAAUCCAAAAGCAGAAGAGAAAGCUGAAGAAAAUACAAAAAUGGCUACAAAACCCCCAACCCCGCUUGAAAAGACACCCUCAAAGUUGCCGCCACGAAAGCCAUCUCUACAGAAGCAGUCAUCGAAGGAUGAGCCUGUGAAGAAAUGGAGGGAUCCCCUUCAUGAGCGAGUUAAGGAGAACAUCGAUAAGACACUCGCUAACGAGAUUCCAAAAGGACACACGCUGACAAAAAAUGAAAGCUUGCGAAGCUUACUCAAGCCGACACCACCACCGAUGCCGCCCCCUCUCCCACCAAAGAUGCCUCCCCCGCCGGAGUUCAAAAAGGCGCCUUUAGAUCCUACCAAAUUAAAGAAACUAGAGAAUCUGCGCAGCCGCCCACGGAGGCGACCUGACUGGAGCGACAUGAUGAAGGAGGUAGAACAGGGCAAGAAGUUAAAAAAAGUAGUCUGUAACGAUAGAUCCAGUCCAAUAAUUACUAGAUCGACAGUUGUAAAAAACAAAGAUCAAUUUAUUUUCGAAUCUGAAAAACCUAAUUCUCACAAUGAACUUCUCAAAGAAAUCAACAAAGGCAUUAAAUUGAAAAAAGUAAAAACCAAUGACAGAAGUAAGCCUAUUCUUGAAGGCCUUAGAAAGUUUAGAAGACAAAUGACUAUUGAGGAACAGGUUCAGAAAUCUAUGUCACAAGCCAAUAUCGCGGCGUCGCCUUCAGGAGUUUCCGUGGCUGAGGUUCCUGGAGCCGAAGAAGAGGAAAUUGAUGAGAUGGACGACAUUGAUAAAGUCAGAGAUGAUCUCCAAUCAACAAAGCAACUUUUGGCUAUUGAACUUAGAAAUAAAGAAGCCCAAGAAAGAGAAAACAAACGUUUACUUACAAGGAUAGCUAAUUUGGAAGCUGAGUUAGCUAGAGAGCGAGCCAUAAUCAAACAAGAACAACACAAAACUGUUAUAUCAGUUACAGACGCAUAUGACGAAAGGUUAGUGAAUAACCUCAAAAUGGAGGUAGAAAAAACAAAAGAAAAUGCAGACAGCAUUGAGAAACAAUAUUUGGACGCAGCAGAGGAAAGGGAUGAUGCUUUAACAGAAUUGGAAGAAGUAAAGAGGAAAAAUGCAGAGCUAGAGAAGAAAUUAGAACAAGCUCUAGCUGGAAUCCUGCCUACCAAUAUGGGCUCAAGGAGAUCGAGCCACGCUAUCAGACAAUUAUCAGUUACUAAAGAUGACAGUUUUGAGGAAGAAGAAGAGUCUGAAGAGGAAGGGGAGGAAAGCGAAGAGAAAAAGCAAAAACGAAUGGAAAAGGAGAUUAGGAACAUGAGAAAUAAAAUAAGACACCUCAAGGAAAAACAAGACAACAUGAAGAAAGAGCGAAUGGCAUUCAAGAUGUCUUUAAAGAAUCAGCAAGCAGCACUCAAAGACGAGAAAAGGAAGUACAAGGAGUUGAAACAUGAAGUAGACAAAAUGGCACAGAUGAUGAAAGAAGCUGGUUCAGAUGAGGAUGAAGAAGAUGAGGAAUCUGAGGAGGAAGAAGAGAAGAAGAGCGAGACAGAGGAAGAGGAAUCUGAAACGGAAACAGAGCAAGACACCGAGAGUGAAACUGAAAGUGAAAGUGAACCAGAGGAUGCACCAUUACCGAAGAAGAAAGACAAUCUAUCGAAACGCCUCAAGCGACACGAGACACGAGUCAACGCCUUGAAGAAAGGCAACACUCUCCUGAUGGCCAACGUCGAUCGCCUCAAAGACGAUGUGCUCAAGCAGAGAGAAGAAUCCGUCGCACUACAGAAAGAGCUGGACUCUCUCAUAGACGAUUUGGAGUAAUUAAAAUAUACUUAAGGUUCAUUGAAACAACGCCAACGGGCGGGCCAAACGGCAACGCGACGCGCUGGCGCGAUAUAAAUAAUUGUACUGUAUCAGUUUUUAGGAAAUACGUCAUACAGCCCGACACGCUGGCCGCGCAGAUGUCGUCGUGGCAGCAGCGUCGCGUUGCCGCCCCGCUUCACCCGCUGUCUAGCUAAAGUUAUUAAUUCUAAAUUAAGGCUUAACCGUGUUUAACACCUCAUUCAGUCUUUUUCAAUUGUUUAAAAUCAAAUAGAGAUAGAAUAAGGCUCAAACACGAUUAGCUUUUAAAUUUAAAUUAAGAACUCUGGUGCAAUUAAGCCUUAGCUUUUAAUUAGUUCUAUCAAAUCUCAUUGCGUUAUGAGUAAAUUUACUGCUCUCGUAAAAUUAUGUAAUUUAAACACGUUUUAUUUAUUGUUAUCAUAAAAACGACUGCUUUAUAAAAUGCACAUGAUACGUUCUUUGUCCAAGGAACAUAAAGUUCCUUUUCUUUGAUAAUUAUUUAAAUAUAUCUUAUUUCAUUAUCAACCACUUCAUGCUAUAACUUCAGUUGUCUUAAGCUGUGCUUUAGUUUAUACUUAUUACUAAAAAGGUUGUGGUUUCUUGAACUUCAAAACAAUAAGUUUCUUUUGUUCGGUUAUUAUAUUCAGAUAUCUCUGAUAUGAAAUUAUAAUUGACAAAAACAACUGCAUUUUUAUUAUAGGUAUCGAUUCUUGUCAUCUAUGUACCCUAAAAUUUCUAAAAUUACUUAAAAAUUAGUAAAUAGGUACUCAGAUACCUAAUCAUUUUUAAAAAUAACAUACUUUUUAAUCAUGUGAUUUGUACAUAAUAAUAAUUUAAGUUUGACUAUAAAUAUACACUUAAUUUUAAUUAUGCUAUUAAUAUUCAGCACAAUAAACUUACACUGAAAU
Messenger RNA from Chilo suppressalis (striped riceborer), 3786 nucleotides. The record is from the annotation of a GenBank genome assembly. Lineage: Eukaryota; Metazoa; Arthropoda; Insecta; Lepidoptera; Crambidae.